GGCCCCGCCUAAGGGGAAGGCUUCAGGGCGGUUUGAAAGCCUGGCGCGCUCCGCGAGAGGCGCGGUUCGGCCUGCGGUUAGGAUGUCGGUGUUGAGGCCACUGGACAAGCUACCUAAGCUGAACACGGCCACCAUCUUGCUGGUGAGCACGGAGGAUGCUCUUCUGCAGCAGCUGGCGGACUCGAUGCUCCGGGAGGAUUGCGCCUCCCAGCUGAAUGUCCACUUGGCAAAGUCCCUCCCUCUGCCCUCCAAUGUGACUCGGCCCCGAAUUGACCUGAUUGUGUUCGUAGUGAACCUUCACAGCAAAUACAGCCUCCAGAAUGUCGAGGAGUCCCUGCGCCACGUGGAUGCCAGCUUCUUCCUGGGGAAGGUGUGCUUCCUGGCCACAGGCGCUGGACAGGAGAGUCGCUGCAGCAUCCACCACAACACCGUCGUGACGCUGGCCCACACCUACCGCAGCCCUCUGCUCUUCUGUGACCUGAAGAUGGAAGACUUCCGGGUCACCAUGGCACAGCGCCUGGUGCGGAUGCUGCAGAUCUGCGCCGGCCACACGCCUGGCAUCUCGGCCCUGAGCCUGCUGUCCCUGCUGCAGAGCCCUGAGAGUCCCUCCCUGGAGGACCUGUGAGGCCACCAAGCAGGCUGCCCUCCCCACGACUCAGUGUCUAGGCAGCUCGAGAAACACUUAGCCGUGGUGGAGCCCAUGGCAGGGUCUGGCAGGCCUGGGGCAGCCAGUCCCCUGGUUUUCCAGAUGCCCCGCAGGGCGGGCUCCUCUGAGCUGUGGCAGGGAGGGGAGAACAGGAGGAAGGAGCCCAGCUGGCAGCGCCAUCCCCCCCACUGCCCCCACUCCAGCAGAGCCCGUGUCUUUACCCGCCUGACAUGUUACGCUUCCACUUAAGAUUUCACUCGAACAAAGGGUCUGUGGCUAAAAACAGUUUGAAAAUCACUGGUCUCCUCCACCGCUUUGAUUUUGCAGAUGAGGAAACUGACUCAGAGCAAUUAAGAGCGGGAUGGGGUGGAGGAGCUUGGACUGCACCAGCCCCAUCUGCCUGCGCGGCCUGGCCCUGCUAUUUCUGUGACUCCUGGUUGUUGGCUCUCACAGCCUCAGUCUCCCCAUGUGUAAAACGGAGAUUGUUCUGCUUACCUUGUCAGGUUGUGAGGAUUGGAUGAAAUGAUAGAGGCGAUGUGCCUAGGACUGUGUUACUCCCUGUGCUCAUUUGUAUGCCUGCUCUGUUCUGUAAUUUCAUAAUAAACCUUGUUAA
Messenger RNA from Trichechus manatus latirostris (Florida manatee), 1259 nucleotides. RefSeq names its product centromere protein M (gene CENPM). Lineage: Eukaryota; Metazoa; Chordata; Mammalia; Sirenia; Trichechidae. The transcript is spliced from 6 exons. Bases 83 to 625 code for a protein of 180 amino acids. The record is from RefSeq and is a predicted model, not a curated record.